Molecule: messenger RNA, 3792 nt
Organism: Coprinopsis cinerea okayama7#130
Lineage: Eukaryota; Fungi; Basidiomycota; Agaricomycetes; Agaricales; Psathyrellaceae
Exons: 1
Coding region: 1-3309 (1102 amino acids)
Source: RefSeq, a predicted model, not a curated record
AUGCAUUCACCCGACCUAUCCUACCUCCAAUCGGUGCCUCCGCCCGAAACCAUCCCCCUCCGCCCGUGCUGUCCCAACUGCGAAGAAGUCACCAACUCGUACCUCCGUACUACGCUCUUGAACUACCCGCAACCCCCGGAGCAUCGGGGGUCCAAGUGCCCGCCUGCGCCUUUGAUUGGAGGGUCAGCGGGGGAUGACAAGGACACGGAAAAAGAGAAGGGGAAUAACGAGAAAGGAAAGGACAAGGAGAAACACCACUGCAAAACUGGCGAAUGGUGCGAAAAGUGGAGUCGGGGCGCGACGAAACGCGUGAUUCAGCAGAGGCGCCGGAGGAGUUCGAGUGUCUCUACUUUUACGGGUCUUACCAUCUCCCCCAACACCACUUCCUCCUCGUCGCAAGGAACUCUAGGAGUGCAAACGAGCGGUGAGGGAGGGGCGAUAAGUCCUACAGCGUUUGGUGUAUCCCUAGAGGAGUGUGAAGCUGGAGGAGAGGAGAUGUGGAGUCCGACGCUGGGUGUGCCGAGUCCUGUUACACCCACGUUGGCUGCUGUAGGCCAGCAAGCUAGUUUGGGUGCGGCUGCUAGUUUGUUGGGGAAGGAUAAACCGUUACCGGAUGUUAAGAUUGAUCAAGUUGAUUCUCCUUCCCCUGAGACGAGCGCGAACCAGGUUGCUACGUCUUUUGAAACCGAGGGCGCUUCGCUCGACGCCGCUUCUUCAAUGACUUCGGCCAACGCCAACGCCAACAACACCGCGCCAGACACGGAAGACUCGGAACUCGAAACUGAUCUCGAGGCGUCGCCUUUGGUUGCCCCGCUCGUGCCUACCGCUAUCGCGGUUGACGAGGUGGACAAGAAGAUUCGGUUGCAGCGGAGCAUGGAGCUGGGGUUGGUGCCCAAGGGUCUUCAAGGGAAGACUGGUGGUAUGGUUUCGUCGGGCACCACUGCCACCGCCUCUGCGUCUUCAUCUUCUACGACACCCCUCGAAGCUUCGUCCAGUGUGGAGAGUCUUUCGCAGUCCGAGGGUGAAAAUCCUGCGGGAGGUCUCAAGCCCUCCCCCUCAACGACAACGACGACCACGGUCUUGGCGAGUUCGUCGAGGGAUACACUUCAGCUUCCGCCCCGCGCUAUGAACGCGCACGAGCGGGCGUCCAGUGGGGAUUCGUCUCUCUCCUCUUCCUCCCUUUCCUCCCUCUCCGGUUCAGCGGCUUCAGGCUCGGGUUCAGGUUCAGAAUCCGAAUCGACGACCCUCCCUCCCUCGCUAUCGCGUAGCAAUCCGACGAGUGGGACUGUUACGCCUGUUCAGCCGCAGUUCCAGCAACAACAACAACAACAACGGGUAUCGGCGCCUGGGUCGAUCCGUUCGGUUCAUUCGAGGGGGUCGACGAGGAGCUCACACGGACACGGUCAAAGUCCACCCGGCAGCAUCACCCAUGGGCACGCCUCAAGUCAAAAUCAAAGCCCGCACGCCAGUCUACGCGGAAGUCCACGCGGCAGCCUCCGCGGCAGCCCACACGCCAGCGGGCGCUCCACCCCACUCAAAGGAUGCCUGAAGAACGCGAGUGAGGGAGGUGGGAGGAUUUUGAGUGAUGCGGAGGUCGAGUUGAGGGAGGCGAGGAGGGCGUUGAGGCGGUUGAAGGCUGCGCAGCAGGGGCUUGGAGGUGGUUCUCGUCCUGAGGAGGAGGGGGAUAGUGAUUCUGAUGAUACUGGGAGUGGGAGUGGGGGUAGAAGUGGGAGUGGGGGUGGGAGGGGGAGUGGGAGUAAAACCAGGACAGGAGGGAGGAGUAGUGGAAGCGAGAGUGAACGGGAACGGGAAGGCAAAGGACGCAUAGUACGGGGAGGACGGAAAUUCGAUAUGAGCACUACUGGUUGCGACGAGGUGUUUGAAGUGGGAAGGAGGAAGAGGCAUAGUUAUCAUGGGUUUACCGCCUCGUCUUCCUCUUCCUCUCCAUCAUCGUCAUAUCCUUCGACUGAUGCGGCGAAAUGGACGACGACGAGGCCUCCGGCGGUCCCGUUGGCCAUAAAUACACGCGCUGCGAAUGAUUUGGGACGGACGGGUACGAUUUCGGUGCCUACGACGCCGACGAAGGGGCGUGGGAAGGGGUACGUCCCUACGAAGAUUUUCACCUCCCAUUCGUACGACGCGUACACCUCGCCUACUAGGCGCGCUGCUUCCGACGGCGACGCACCAACUCUUACGCGGCGGGGACUCAUCAGGCGAGGUAGCGAAGCGGAUGUUGAUGACGACGAGGACGAGGACGAGUUGUUGUUCCCUCUACCUCGGAGUCCGGCUGCGACGCCUAGUCCUAAACCGAGUGGGAGUGGGCGUAAUAGCAGGAGUGGGUCGGCGCGGUCGAGUCCGGUCCCGCCUGUGCCUGUUGUGAUUGAGCAAGGGCCUAUUGGUGGGAGUGGGGAUGAAGGGCAGGGGGAGGAGAAGGAGGGGGAGGAGGGAGACAAGGGGAAAGGGAAUGAGGAGGGAGGGGAUGCUAGGGUUCCUUUCCCUGAUGACUCGCCUCGGCCUCAAGAUUCGCCCUCGACGGCGUCGGCAACGCCUACGGCACCAGUAGCAGAAGGAUCUACGCCUUCAGCACCCGCAGCAACGACAUCGUCAAACACCCUUCAACCACCACCCCUCACCGACUUCAAACGGACCCUCCACCCGAGCGGACAUGGACGCCCUCCUUCAAGGCCGGGUUCGAGACCUGGUUCGUCGCAUUCGAGGACGUUCUCGGAUCCACUCGUCUCGCGGCAUUUUAUCAAUAAUGCGAUCAACAACGCCUCUGCUUCUACCUCUUCUACGAGUCCUGCCAACGCGACGAGUAGUGGAACACCUGGUGCAGCAACCGCAAGUGCAGCAGCAACAGUCACGUCCGAUGGAUCCUUGCAAGUUUCAGACGGGAGCGGGCCGGGUAAGAGGGAGAGGAGGGCGAGUGGCGGUAGUAUCGCGCUCGCCAGUGCGCGGUUGGAAGCGGAGGCCCUGCCUCCGUCGUUCACGGCUCCCUCGAGGCGGUCGCCGUUGUUACCGUUCCUCUCGCAUUCGCCUUUGUUCUCUUCUUCCUCCUCUUCCUCUCAUUCCCAAUCCCAUUCCCAUGCUUCGCAAUCGCCAGCGUCGCCGCCUUCGGCGUUUGCUCGUCGUGGACAGCAUAGUGGACAUGGAGGGUCUAAGAAGGAUAAAGACCGAGAUGGGGAGAGUGGUGGGAAUGGAGGAGGGAAGAGGAAACCGAGUUUUUCGUUGAGGAUGAAGGCGCUUAAGGGGGUUGGUGUGGAUGUGCUCAAGGGUGUUAGUUCGAUCGGUGGUGCGGCGAGGAUGUGAGGGGAGUGGGGCCAGGAAGAGCAGGAGAACUAGUAAGAGGAAGGUGGAUUCCCAAACACUAAUUAACGACCCAACGACAACGACCCCGUUUAAUGAUUCAAGUUACGACUCUCGGGUUCGCCAGGACCCGAAUUUAAUGAAUAUAUCUAAUGACCCUGUUUAUGAUAGCUUUUUGGCUGCUUUAUCUUUUCGUCUUCGUUUUUCAUCUUCUUUAUUCCGUCUUUGUCUUCCAUCUUUUUUGUUUCCACAUCGCCUUCUUUAUUUUCUGUUGCUCGACUUGUUGUUUUGCUUAUACGUUUUCGAUUUUUAGUUAGUUAGUUACGACCACAGGAUACCCUAAUCUCUCUCUCGCCCUCUACUACUUACCACUUGUUCGAUCUUCAAUUAUCUCCUUUAUUUUCCACCACUCGUAAAUACUAAUGACGAAAGUUUCGACCUUCAUUUACCUACACACGCAACACAAUCCAUCCAUCCGUUCCGACU